GGGCGGCGCCCCCGGAGCCGAUGCACAAACACAACAAUCAUGCCGAUGCCGAUGCCGAUGCAACUUGUGCUGUCGCUGCUGCCGUUUUGCCUCGUCGCCGCAGCGGCGGUGCAGCCCGGCGACUACCUUGCUGUCCCGGGCGGGUCGAUCCGCAUCGACGCCGUGGUAUCCCCAUCUCGCCAGCCGGAGCAGCAUGUGUUCAGAACAAUCAGCUCUGCGGUUGACGGAGCUCCAGCCGGGUACGUCGUCUACGUGACGCGGGGGGUAUACAACGAACAUGUGGCUGUUGCUUCGUCAGGCCUCACCCUCGUCGGCGAGGGCAUGGGGGCUACCUUCAUCACUGGGAAUCGCACAAACAAGACUGAGGGAGUCCACUCUAACGCGGACACGGCAACCCUCGAUAUCACGGGGGAAAACUUCACGGCACGGGAUUUAACGGUCGCAAAUACUGCCGGAGUUGACGCGGGACCCGCCGUGGCAGUACGGUCCGCGGCCAACCGGUCCAUCUUCUACCGGUGCGAGUUCGUCGGCUUCCAGGAUACCCUGCUGGCCGAGAGCAGGAUACAGUUUUACAAAGAGUGCACGAUCCAUGGUACAGUAGACUUCAUAUGGGGCGACGCCACCGCCGUUUUCCAGGACUGCCUCAUCUAUGUUCGGAAACCUCAGGCAGGACGCCACAACGUAAUAACAGCGCAGGGCCGCGAUGCCCCUGAGCGAGAUACGGGUUUUGCUUUCCAAAACUGCAGCGUCAUCACGCGCGACGACCUCACGGGAGUCGACACGUUCCUAGGACGACCCUGGAGAAACCACUCGCACGUGAUGAUCAUGCAGAGCUACCUGGACACAAUCGUGAACCCCCAGGGCUGGGUGACCUGGAAGCGAGAAGACGUGGCGGCGGAGGCCACGCGAACUGUCAGGUACAUGGAGUACGGUAACAGAGGUCCUGGAGCUGUUUACGACAGACGCGUCAACUGGACAGGCUUCCGCCAUAUCCGUCAUUCCCGUGAAGCUAAAAAGUACACCGUCGACCGCUUCAUUGCCGGGAACCAGUGGCUUCCUGGUCGUAAAGUCCACUUCAACCCCGGUCUGUACAAGUCCGACAAGCAUGCCUAGAUAGCUAGCUAUAGGUACUCUACUUGAUUGUCGAUCGUAUGUAUGCAUACAUGUGGUAUGCAUGUGUGUAGUGUGUGUAUACGUACCUAUACGUACGUAUCUACGGUAGUAUGUGUGUGCGCCCGGAGCCAGCCCCACCCGGCAUGCCUGCCUGCCUGCCAUAAAUAACUGCUCCGCUUAAUUGCCUC
This is a messenger RNA of Lolium perenne, 1301 nucleotides long. RefSeq names its product pectinesterase 2. NCBI's taxonomy places the organism in Eukaryota, Viridiplantae, Streptophyta, Magnoliopsida, Poales, Poaceae. The record is from RefSeq and is a predicted model, not a curated record. Gene Ontology annotation, biological process: cell wall modification. Gene Ontology annotation, molecular function: pectinesterase activity.